GAAGCGCAGGGCUUGCAGUCACUCAAGGUGUUUCCUUUUUGGCACAUGUGUGGCAAGUAAUUAUUUUGCCAUAGAGCAAGGUCAGUUUCUAAAGAAGGGGCUGUUCAUUUUAUGGCUUGCUGAGGUCACUGGUGCACUGCCCACCUCUCCCUCCUCCUCGAGGCUUCAUUUUUGUCCCCCUUCUUUGCCCCUCAGGUCUUCUAGCCGGCCUCACCAUGUUCAGCAAGAAGAAGAAACGCAUCGAGAUCUCUGCUCCCUCCAACUUUGAGCACCGCGUCCACACCGGCUAUGACCAGCAAGAGCAGAAAUUCACAGGGCUGCCACGGCAAUGGCAGGGCAUCAUCGAGGAGUCAGCCAAGCGCCCCAAGCCACUGGUGGACCCCGUCUGCAUCACUGCCAUCCAGCAUGGCUCUCAGAAGACCAUCGUGCGGGGCAGCAAAGCCGCCAAGGACGGCUCCCUCACCUGGCUGCUGGACGAGUUUGAGAACAUGUCCGUGUCCCGUUCCAAUUCUCUGCGCAGGGACAGCCCCCCCUUCCCGCCCCGCCGCGACCAGCUCUACCAGGAGAACGGCCUCUCCGAGGGCCCGGCCGCUGCCCGGCCACACGAGGAUGCCGGCAGGAGCAAGGAGAAGAGCCGUCACGGGGCCAGGAGCGAGCUAGAGCAGGGCAAGGAGAGACCCCGGGAGAGGGAGGACCAGCGCGCCCACCACCACCACCAGCAGCCCCGCGGGCAGGAACCCGGCCCCAAACCCGCUCCCCCCACCGGUGGCCGCCCGCCCCCUCCCGAGUACCCCAAAACCCCGGCCGAGCGGGAUGGCUGGCGGGACUACCCCGCCGACAGGGACUACAGCGAGCCGGCCGACCGGGUGGUGCGGCGGGAGCGCCCCGAGCCCUCUGACAAGCGCCCCAAAUCCACCUACGCCGGCGAGACCAGCCCACAAUCCCCCCGGGACAAACGCCCGCUCUCCGGGCCCAAUAUCCGGACUCCCAACAUCCCCGUCUCUGAAGGGGUGAUGAAGACUGCUCAGCAGACGGGACGGCCUUUUAAUACCUACCCGCGGGCUGAGACCGACCCCGGCAGGGGCGCAGGUUCACAGGCAGAGCACCGGCCGGGACGACCGCAAGAGGUGGCAUCUAAUGGGCCGGUGAGCGGCGGUGUCGGCUCCUCCCGAGCCCACCCCCCAGGCCCGCCGCGCUCCAAAAACCCCGAGCCAUCCCAUCCCGGCCUCACCCCGCACGCCUCGGAUCCCCACCUUGCUCGCCAGCCACCCACCGGCCCCCCGCCGCCCCCGGCAGGGCCGCAGCAGCCCCGCUCACCCCAACGUGAGCCCCAGCGCGUCUCCCACGAGCAAUUUCGGGCCGCCCUGCAGAUGGUGGUGGAUCCCGGAGACCCCCGCACCUACCUGGACAACUUCAUCAAGAUCGGUGAGGGCUCCACCGGCAUUGUCUGCAUCGCCACCGUCAAGAGCACCGGCAAGCUGGUGGCCGUGAAGAAGAUGGACCUGCGCAAGCAGCAGCGGCGCGAGCUGCUCUUUAACGAGGUGGUGAUCAUGCGGGACUACCAGCACGAGAACGUGGUGGAGAUGUACAACAGCUACCUGGUGGGCGACGAGCUCUGGGUGGUGAUGGAGUUCCUGGAGGGCGGCGCCUUGACCGACAUUGUCACGCACACCAGGAUGAACGAGGAGCAGAUCGCGGCCGUCUGCUUGGCCGUCCUGAAGGCCCUCUCCGUCCUCCACGCGCAGGGCGUCAUCCACCGCGACAUCAAGAGCGACUCCAUCCUCCUCACGCACGACGGCAGGGUGAAACUCUCCGAUUUCGGGUUUUGCGCCCAAGUGAACAAGGAGGUGCCGCGACGGAAGUCGCUGGUGGGGACCCCGUACUGGAUGGCACCGGAGCUCAUCUCCCGACUGCCCUACGGCCCGGAGGUGGAUAUCUGGUCCCUGGGCGUGAUGGUUAUUGAGAUGGUCGACGGGGAGCCGCCCUAUUUUAACGAGCCACCGUUAAAGGCCAUGAAGAUGAUCCGAGACAAUCUGCCCCCCAAGCUUAAAAACGUGCACAAGGUUUCACCCUCCCUCAAAGGCUUCCUCGACCGCAUGCUGGUGCGGGACCCGGUGCAGCGGGCCACCGCCAACGAACUCUUGAAGCACCCCUUCCUGGGCAAAGCGGGGCCCCCCUCCUGCAUCGUCCCCCUCAUGCGCCAAAACCGCAUGCGGUGAGGAGCCGGCAGUGCCGGCGGCCACCCUGGCACCCUCCUGGCCCUCACCGUCGCCUCGUAACUGGAUUCGUGACUGUGCCACUACUGUUGGGGCGCUGGCGGGGUCAUGGACCCCCCUGCACCGUACUACUGAGCCGGGGAGCAG
Harpia harpyja (harpy eagle) is the source of this 2363-nucleotide messenger RNA. Its product is annotated as serine/threonine-protein kinase PAK 4-like. NCBI's taxonomy places the organism in Eukaryota, Metazoa, Chordata, Aves, Accipitriformes, Accipitridae. Gene Ontology annotation, molecular function: ATP binding; protein serine/threonine kinase activity. Gene Ontology annotation, cellular component: cytoplasm. The record is from RefSeq and is a predicted model, not a curated record. Gene Ontology annotation, biological process: regulation of MAPK cascade; intracellular signal transduction; protein phosphorylation.